AUGAUUGGAUGGUGGUUUCACCCAAACAUCACCGGACUGGAGGCUGAGCAGCUUCUGUUGACUCGGGGCGUCCACGGCAGUUUCCUGGCCCGGCCGAGUAAGAGCAACCCAGGAGACUUCACCCUCUCUGUCAGGCGGGACGAUGAGGUGACCCACAUCAAGAUCCAGAACUCAGGGGACUACUACGACCUGUACGGAGGCGAGAAGUUUGCCACGCUGGCCGAACUCGUGCAGUAUUACACCGAGCAACAAGAUCUGCUCCGGGAGAGGAACGGACAUGUCAUCGAGCUGAAGUACCCACUCAACUGUAAAGACCCCACUUCAGAGAGGUGGUAUCAUGGGCAUCUGUCGGGCCGAGACGCAGAGAAACUCCUCAUGGAAAAAGGCAAAGCUGGAAGUUUUCUGGUACGCGAGAGCCAGAGUAAACCAGGAGACUUUGUGCUGUCUGUGCUCACCAAUGAAGAAAAGCACGACAACGAUCGCAAGACCAAAGUUACACAUGUGAUGAUACGCUACCAGGACGUUAAGUAUGACGUGGGCGGCGGAGAGCGCUUCGACACGCUGGCGGACCUGGUGGAUCACUACAGGAAGAACCCCAUGGUGGAGAAGAGCGGCAUUGUGGUCCACUUAAAGCAGCCGUUUAACGCGACCAGAAUUAACGCAGCCAGCAUAGAGAAUCGAGUGCGAGAACUUAACAAGGUGGCUGACAACUCGGAGAAGCCCAAGCAAGGAUUCUGGGAGGAAUUUGAGGUACUACAGCAGCAGGAGUGUAAACUUCUGUAUCCCCGGAAAGAAGGCCAGAAGGCAGAGAACAAGAGUAAAAACCGCUACAAGAAUAUCCUACCCUUUGAUACGACACGUGUUGAAAUCAGAGAAAGCGAUGCAAAUGUUCUCGGGUCUGACUACAUUAAUGCCAACUACAUCCAAAGUUUCCAUGAAGAGGGAGAUCCAUCUAAAGUCUUCAUUGCGACACAGGGCUGUCUGCAGGCCACCGUCGUGGACUUCUGGAAAAUGGUCUAUCAGGAAAACACACGGGUCAUCGUCAUGACGACCAAAGAGAUGGAGAGAGGGCGGAACAAGUGUGUGCGAUACUGGCCCGACCUCCAGGCCACUAAAGAUUACGGCAGAAUCCUGGUGAAGAAUGUGGACGAGAGGCCGGCGCAGGACUACAUUCUGAGGAAGCUGGAGGUGACCCGCGUGGACAGGAAGGAGCCGGUGCGGUACAUUUGGCACUACCAGUACCUGACGUGGCCGGAUCACGGGGUUCCGAACGAGCCAGGAGGGGUGCUGUGGUUCCUGGAGGAGGUCAACCGCACACAGAGCACUUUGCCCACUGCAGGACCCAUUGUGGUGCACUGCAGUGCGGGCAUUGGGCGGACAGGAACCAUUAUCGUCAUCGACAUUCUCAUUGACAUCAUUAACCGCCAAGGGCUGGACUGUGACAUCGACGUUCCAAAGACGAUCCAGUGGGUGCGGCAGCAGAGGUCUGGCAUGGUGCAAACCGAGGCCCAGUACAAGUUUAUCUACAUGGCCGUGCAGCAGUACAUCGACACAGCACAGAAGAGGCUGGAGGAGGAGCAGAGGAAUAAGAUGAAGGAGAGGGAGUACUCCAACAUCCAGUAUGGUCACAUGACAAACUCCAGGUCCAAGAGCAACAUGGCCUCCUCUCGAUCAUCAUCUGUAUUGACAAAUGAUGACGCGUCCAGUGUUUAUGAGAACAUCAACUUCAAAACUCCUCAGGCGUCGUUCAGCAGUAACACCCGGAGAGCUGUUGCUGUGUGGUUCUGUUAUUGGAGCCCGUGUCGGCCCUCCCGGUCUGGUCCGGGAGAUGCAGGAAUUGCCCCCACUCUUGCCGCUGCUGCUGAUCUGCGGUGGACCGUGGACCGGGCCACCCAGCUCCUCCUCUGGCCUCUCUUCUGUCCCAAGAAGUGCCUUUUCCCAGAGCGUUCACUGUGA
This is a messenger RNA of Knipowitschia caucasica, 1956 nucleotides long. The record is from the annotation of a GenBank genome assembly. NCBI's taxonomy places the organism in Eukaryota, Metazoa, Chordata, Actinopteri, Gobiiformes, Gobiidae.